Clarias gariepinus (North African catfish) is the source of this 1856-nucleotide messenger RNA. RefSeq names its product TSEN54 tRNA splicing endonuclease subunit (gene tsen54). Gene Ontology annotation, biological process: tRNA-type intron splice site recognition and cleavage. NCBI's taxonomy places the organism in Eukaryota, Metazoa, Chordata, Actinopteri, Siluriformes, Clariidae. The transcript has 11 exons. The record is from RefSeq and is a predicted model, not a curated record. Gene Ontology annotation, cellular component: tRNA-intron endonuclease complex. Bases 75 to 1544 code for a protein of 489 amino acids.
GCUGUUAACGGUAUGGAACCGGAACCGGAACUGGAACACACUAGGUCUCGGCUUGAGAGAGGUUAUUUGUUGAGAUGGCUGCGAAAGAUGUUCAACCGCAACACAUUCAGAUAGAUUUUAGCAAUGAAUUACUAAGUUCAUCAGAACUAUUUCAAAGACGGAGCCAAAGUAGAGAUAAGAUUCCUGUGAGGGGACAAAAAGAGUUUUUACCAAACAAUUCUGUGCAGCAAAAGGCAAGUUUGCAGAAGACCCUUGAUGAGCACUGGAUGCUUGUGACAGAGGAACGAGUGGACAGAGUUGGGAACCUUGUAAAUGCAGAAUGGAUCCCUGACGAAAAGCUAGUGAAAUUGCUGUCUCCAGCAGGAAAAUUUUGGCAGACAAUGGGAUUUUCGAACCAAGGAAAGCAGUGCUUAUUUCCAGAGGAGGCUCUUUACCUCAUGGAAUGUGGCAAUGUACAAGUGUUCUACCAGGAUCUUCCUCUCUCCAUCCAGGAGGGUUAUGAACAUUUCCUUUCUAAUGAAACUGUGACUUUCCAUCAGUACCAGGUUUUUGGUCAUUUAAAGAGACUUGGAUACGUGGUAAACCGAUUUGAUAGUAGAUCAAGCAAGCAACUGAAGAGGAAAUUAUGCCAGAGUCCUAGUUUUAGACUGCGUAAUAAGAAAAGUCCAGAAGUGACUGCUGGACAACAUCAAGGUGAAAUUAAGACUAAUGUCCCAUACAGUAAAUUUGAUGCUCCAAGCCAACUGGAAACACAGCAAGCCAUUCAGGAUGGGACAUCAAGGUCUGAUCCAGAACCAGACAGUGCUCCAGGGAGGAACUGGUGGACAAAUACAUCAAGCCUAUUCCAGGGUGAUUCAUUACAUCCUUCAGGACAGCACCAGGACUUCAGCUGCAUUGUUUUUCCAGACCUUGGCUCAUAUAGGGGUAAAAGGACUUGCCUGCCCCCUCCAGAUCCCAGCUUGCUCCCUGGUGCUCUGCAAGUAGCUGAGUGCAACAUGGCCAAAUGGCACAGAAAUGUCAAUCUGAAAAAAGAAAAGUGUCAAACGGAACAAAACCGACACAGAUGCAACAUUAAUGAUGACCAAGGGGUGCGGCAGUGCAGGAACUGGAUUGAGUAUUUAGAGCUGGUGGAGAAAAGAAGAAGCCAGCAGCACACUGAAAGGCCCACACACAUUGUGGAACAGGAGGUUAUGCCUCUUGCUCAGCCUGGAAAAUGUUGUUCACAUCGUGAUCUACUGGAAAAAGUCAGCAUUAUUCAGUCCUAUGGUUUGCCGCAAGAAAACUCCAGUUUAACCAACUCAGACCAGUGGAGGGUCACUUUCAAUGUGUACCAGCCUGACACAGAGUUUAAGAAGAGUUCUCCAGGAAAGCCCCAUACACGCUUGUGUGUUUGCAGUUUUGAUGGUCUGAUGCCGAACUUGCACGUCUUGAAGCAGCUGUCCUUCCAAAGUGGAGAUGUGCCUUUGACGUUCGCGGUGGUAGACCAUGGAGACAUUUCCUUCUACUGCUUCAAGGAGUUUAAGCUGCCAACUGAUGUCUAUUGACAGGACUUAAAAUAUGUACUUCCAUGUCAGUCGACAACAUUGAUGGACCUAUUGUAACCAACAAACUCAUCGUAAGUAUCAGUGGGUUAGUGUAUUUCCAUAUAAUAACAUUUUAUGCCAUUUAAAAAAUACUUAUUCAUGUCAGGUCUAACAGCACACUUCAGACGGUAUAAACAUAUUAGAUAACAUAUUUUGCACAAAACGUGUACUUAUAAGUUCAAAUCAGGUCAACAAAGUUAUUAUCUUUCGAAUGGAACAUGUGUUUAUUACUGUAAAAUAACAUCACAAAUAAUAAAGUUAUUUUAUGACAAU